Messenger RNA from Ziziphus jujuba (common jujube), 2396 nucleotides. Its product is annotated as protein POLLEN DEFECTIVE IN GUIDANCE 1. Gene Ontology annotation, biological process: maintenance of protein localization in endoplasmic reticulum. Lineage: Eukaryota; Viridiplantae; Streptophyta; Magnoliopsida; Rosales; Rhamnaceae. Gene Ontology annotation, cellular component: endoplasmic reticulum membrane. The record is from RefSeq and is a predicted model, not a curated record. The coding region runs from base 78 to 2006 and encodes 642 amino acids. The transcript is spliced from 11 exons.
GAUAACUGAUAACGAAGAAGCUCUCUAUCUAUUUAUUUAUUUAUUUAUUUAUUUUUUUCUUCAUCUGCUUCGCGGCCAUGGCGUUGAGAUCCACCGGAAGAAAGCUAUCGUUCGAGAUUCUGAGCAAAACCAGCUCUGUCGAAGAAGAAGACGAAGACGAACAAAACCAAAUCCACCGCUCAAUCUCCGAUCCAAUUCGAAACCAAUUCGCUUCCCAGGAAAAGCCGAAUCGGAAAAAGCGACGGAAAAAGAAGAAGACGAUCAUCGACUCCACCACGAUACCGGAGGAUCCGAUCGCCGAGAAAAAUCGAUUUGCUUCUGAUUCCGUUUUAGAUAAUUCCACAACUACAAACGCGGUCUCGGACAUUGUAAAUGUGUUUUCCGAGGACAGAGAAAAAAGCAGUUGCAAAAAUGGAUUGGAGAUGAAAAAUUUUAGGGUUUAUAGUGUAGGGACCGUUGUUUGCGAGGAGAGUGAAGGGAAUUUUCGAACGGUGACUAAGGUCGCUGCUGACACGGGGUUUCAGAAUUUGCGAGGUGGUGAGGCAUUUAAUCAUGGAGAGUUGAGACAGAGGACUGUGAAUGGGAGUGGAGGAAAUGAUGGAGUUGUUGAGGACGUGGGUUCGAGGGUUUGUAAUGAUGGGAAGGAGGAGAACAGCGCUGAGUUGGGUUCGACUGGGAAGCAGAGGAGCGAGCCCAAUGGGAGUGUUGCUCCGACGUUGGAGCCAUCUGGGUCGUUGGACUGGAAACGGCUCAUGGCAGAUGAUCCCAAUUAUUUGUUUUCGGUUGGAAAAUCACCAAUGAAGUACUUCAUGGAAGAAAUGUUCAGUGGAAAUUCGCUGCGGAGCACAACUACUCUUGGUAAUGAGAAAGAACGAGAGAGAGUUUAUGAUACAAUCUUCCGCUUGCCAUGGAGAUGUGAAUUGCUCAUAGAUGUUGGCUUUUUUGUCUGCUUUGAUUCAUUCCUUUCAUUGUUAACUAUCAUGCCAGCAAGAGUUUUGAUGACCUUUUGGAGGCUUCUAAAUGCAAGGCAGUUCAAGAGGCCGUCUGCAGCUGAGCUGUCUGAUUUUGGCUGUUUUAUUAUAAUGGCUUGUGGAGUAAUUCUUCUGGAGCGAACAGAUAUCAGCUUAAUAUAUCACAUGAUUCGUGGUCAAGGAACAAUCAAAUUAUAUGUGGUCUACAAUGUGUUGGAGAUAUUUGACAAGCUAUGUCAAAGUUUUAAUCCCGAUGUAUUGCAAACUCUAUUUAAUUCAGCAGACGGUCUUGCAAACUCUCAACCAGAAAACAUGAGCUUUUGGAUUUGGAGAUACAUUUACGACCAGGGUUUAGCUCUGGCUGCUUCCAUUGUUCAUUCAUUUAUCUUGCUAGCUCAGGCAAUUACUUUGUCCACCUGUAUCGUGGCUCAUAAUAAUGCUUUGCUGGCUUUGCUGGUGUCAAAUAACUUUGCUGAGAUAAAAAGUAAUGUAUUUAAGCGAUAUAGUAAGGAUAACAUUCAUAGUCUUGUAUACUUUGAUUCAGUAGAGAGAUUCCACAUUUCAGCAUUUGUCUUAUUUGUUUUAGCUCAAAAUAUUCUGGAGGCUGAGGGUCCCUGGUUUGAAAGCUUUCUCUUUAAUGCUCUCCUGGUAUACUUCUGUGAAAUGGUUAUUGAUAUCAUAAAGCAUUCCUUCAUUGCCAAAUUUAAUGACAUUAAGCCCAUUGCAUAUUCUGAGUUUCUUGAGGACCUUUGCAAACAGACUUUAAAUUUACAAACUGAAGAUGCCAAGAAAAACCUCACUUUUGUCCCACUGGCACCAGCUUGUGUGGUCAUUCGAGUGUUAACUCCUGUAUAUGCUGCUCUCAUCCCCUGCAAUCCCCUUCCAUGGAGGCUAUUUUGGAUUUUCCUCCUGUCUGCCAUCACCUUUGUAAUGCUCACUAGUCUCAAGGUGAUGAUAGGCAUGGGCCUACAGAAACACGCCACUUGGUAUAUCAAUAGGUGCCGGAAAAGAAAACACCAUCUCCAUUCUGAUUAAGUUAGAAGGAAGAAACCUUUACACAUAACCAGUCCUAACUGAUCUGGCUGCUGAUGGUUGUUUUGUUUUUGCCUGUGAAACCGACAUUGAUAAGUUAAAGAUCAAACCCUUUUUGCACAUGUUUGAGGACAGCAUCAGCCAGAGCAGCCCAGCGUCUGGUUUUUUUUAAGUUAUACAGGGUUUUUACCUCUCAGUUUUGUCGCAAAAGAAAGCUUUACUUGCUCAGUCAGGAAUCGGCUGUGUAUACAAAUGUAACUAUAUGCCGCGUUACAUUGUCAUAUCUAUUAUGUAAGUGUUCUAAUUCAGGUCUCGGUCGAAUAUUUUUAAAAAAAUUAUAAUGCUAUUUGAUAGAGAAAAAAAUAAUAAUAAUAUUUUCUUUUCUUCUGAUUA